Molecule: messenger RNA, 3024 nt
Organism: Camarhynchus parvulus
Lineage: Eukaryota; Metazoa; Chordata; Aves; Passeriformes; Thraupidae
Gene: HS1BP3
Product: HCLS1 binding protein 3
Exons: 7
Coding region: 350-1507 (385 amino acids)
Molecular function (GO): phosphatidylinositol binding
Source: RefSeq, a predicted model, not a curated record
CGUGAGGAGGAAGAGAAGUGCCCGGGGAUUCACCGAGGUUUGGAGGAAGUUUCGGUCCGGGAGGAAGAGGAGCUGUAGGGUGAGAGGAUGAGUUAGUGGGGCUCACGCGGCGCCAGUGCUGCCUGUCGGUGUAGUCGUGGCCGAGUGGUUAAGGCGAUGGACUAGAAAUCCAUUGGGGUCUCCCCGCGCAGGUUCGAAUCCUGCCGACUACGAGCCGCUCUUCUUUUCCUCCCCCGUGCCGGACGUUUUCUUUCCCCAGCUCGUUUUGCACCGGAGCCGGCGGCGCCUGACAUCCGGCAGGACGGCGGGUCCGGCCCCGGGAAGGGAGGCGGGACCUCCUCCCGCGGCCAUGGAGCAGCGCGGCGCGGCGCCCGCCGUGCUGGCCACCACCAGGCAAAUUCAGAAUACGCACACGGGACUGGAUUUGUCCGUGCCGGAAUACCAGGAAAUCCGUGGGAAGAUGAUGUCUGGCCACGUCGAGUAUCACAUUGUCGUUGUUACCCGACUGGCUGCCUUCAAAUCAGCAAAGCACAAGCCUGAAGAUGUGGUUCAGUUUAUGGUUUCCAAGAAGUACAGCGAGAUCGAGGAGCUCUACCAGAGACUGACAGCACGAUAUCCACAGGUCUCUCUGCCACUCCUGCCUAGAAAAGUUCUCUUUGUGGGGGAAUCUGACAUCUCUGAGCGAAGAGCUAUGUUCAAUGACAUCAUGAAAUUCAUCUCCAAAGAUGAGGAUCUAGCAACGAGUCCUGAGUUACUGGAAUUUUUAGGAACAAAAUCUUCCAGUGCUGUUGACUUCAAGGGUAAAAACAUGCCUGAUGACAGGGAGAAAGAAGAUGAAGAAAAUGAGGCAUUGGAUUUUUUCAAAGAAGAGAAGACACCUGACUUAAUCUCACAGCUUUUAUCAGUGGAAGAUGCCAAAAAAGGGGAAAAAAAAGAAGGGGAAGAUGAGGAAGAAGAAGAAGAAAUUUUAGACCCUCUUGGUAUAAUCAGAACUAAAAAAGCAAAGAAGACACCUGCUCCUCCAGCCAAGGAAGAGAAACCCAAAUUAACCAUUUUUGAAGAGGAGGUGGAUCCAAAUGAAGGACUCUUUGGUCCAGAAAAAGAUUUCUCAUCAAUUGGUCCCAGAAGAAAGAUUAAAGAGAAUCUGAAGUUAUUUGAAGACCCAGACCUCGGUGGGGCGGUGAGACUGGGUGACUCACUCCUGCUGCCAGCUGCCUGUGAGCACAGCAAGUAUGUGCUGAGCAGGGAUCCUGAGGAGGACACUGAGGAGCUGCUGAGAGUUGAAGAUGAUUUUGAAAAACUCUUAGAGGUUACCUCCAAACCAAAACGUAAGGUCCCACCAAAGCCACCUCUGCCUCAGAAGCCAGCAGCUGCCCCCAGGAGCACUAAUUCACCUUCACUGGCAAAGCAAAAUGAAAACAGGAUUCAGAUGAUGAAUGAAGUGGACAUUCUCCAGUAUAUCCAGGAAAAUGAAUCUAUCAACAACCAGGAUACCAGUCUUUUUUGAACAUAUGUGUUUUUGAAAUGUCCUGAUGGCUUCUUGGCCCCACCUCCCAGUGAGCUGCAGUGACAGCAGCAAGAACUGAGCAGGUGUUUCUGCUGUCAAAGUGCUCAUUUGUGUACCAGGAUACAGAGAGCAGCAGGUUUGAGUAGCAGAACCUCCCUGUGAGGUUUGCAGAACACUGCAGCUGUGAUCUAAUGUUGCCUUAGAUUUUCAGGGUUUCACAGGGAAUGUGAACAAGGAUGUAGCACUACAGAUUGUCUACUGCUAUUUUAGUAUCAACAUUGUACAGUUUUGGCCAGUUGAUUGAAAAUGGUGAGGAUGUUGUACACAUGGCAACUGUGAGUAAUGUCCAACAAAUGGUCUGAGGCAUGAUAGGAUGCUGUUCCUGUCAUUUUUGGUGUUUUUCAGCUCAGUGAAAAGGCCAUUUUCCUUUUAUCCAGUGUGGUUUUGUAGCAGCCUUUUCCUCCCUGACUUGUAUUUUGGUAAUUUUUAAGAGGAACUGCUAAAUAUAGUUAACAGUUCCUCUGUCUUCCCAUGGAACAUUGAAAUCCCAGCUAACCUUGACAAUCUGCUGCCUUAAUUGCUGCACAAAUGCCAACUUGUAAGAGAGCUUUAGGCCUGCAAAGACCAUGCUAUGCAUCUCUGAUUCCCAGGGAGAAUAGCAGAUGACUGGGGGUGGCUAAGAACCCUCUCCAGACAUAGAUGGAGGUUGCAGUGCCUAGGAGGUUUGGAUGCUGUAGGGUUCCUAUGAACUCCAGAUUCACAAGGGCUAAUUUUUUCCAGCCAAGUCUUCCUGGGUUUCUACUGCAGUUAGUGGAGAGAAAGAGGGGCUUCUCCAGGAGGUCAUUCAGUGCAGGUGUGUUAAUGGAGGAUAUCUGAAUUGCUCUCUGGAGUCACUCUUUCUCUCCUAUUCCUUCACUUCUCCCAGAAUUUUUAAGAACCAGCCAUGGUGAUUAAUUCCACUAAGCUAAAAUGAGUGUGUGGGAUAAGAUGGUGGUCUGUUCUUUACUAUGUGAUGGUUAAAACAAGGGAAAACAAACUUGGCGUUAUCUAGAGGAAAGAAAAUAGGAAGAAAAUAUACCGGAGAAAUUUUAAUAUGCAAGACAAGAAAAACAUUGUAGAGUAGGUAUCCAAGACUUUCCCUCUUCUUGUCAAACUCAGGCACUCUGGUUGAAGAUACUAAAUUUACACCUAAUGUGGGUUUAAACCUGUUGUCAUGCAGUUUCCUGAACUCAUUCCAUGUGUGGUCUAGCUAGAGAUGAAGACAAGCUCCCCAGAGGGAAAAUAUUAAUAUAUUUAAGCCAUAUUAUCAUCUCAAUAUUUGCCUUUCUAAUAUAGAACAAAAUAAAUAGAAAACAUUAUCUAUUUUUAAUAAUGAAAUUAUUUCUAUUAGCUUUUCCUUUUUAAGCCAGUGGGAAAUAUUAUAAAGGUAUUUUGCUUUGAUGGGACAGAUAAAAUAUAACCAUUGGUUCUUCUCUGUGUAUGGUAUGUUUUACUAUAAUAAAACAUUUUGCUAACCU